AUGUCCUACCGACACCCGUCCCCGCCCAUCGACUCCCCGCCCUCCGACUCGGACCAGAUGCUCUUCGGGCCCCUCGACCUCGACGACCCGCGUCCGUACGACUCCCCCAGCGCCUUCAGCUGGCCUGCCGCGUCCGACAUGGCUGCCCGGCCCUCGACCGCGUCCACCCAGUACGACUACUCCUCCCCCGUGCUCAACAGCGACCCCAUGUUCGAGUUCCCGCCCUCGAGCGCGUUCGACGACAACACCUUCUACUUUAGCCACUGGCUCAACGAGUCCGAGCUCCUCCCCUCCGAGCCCGCCUCCGCACCCAUCCCCAUCCCCGCCCCCAACCUCAUAUUCUCUCCCCACGUCCAAGGCCACCACCAGGUAAAGGAGCACGAGAUCUCUCCGCCCGCGAUCGACUUUGCCGCACUCACCCUCCCGAGCCCCAACUCGCCCUGGGAGCGCCCUCACACCGCGGACGGCCUUUACGCAGAGUCCGUCAAGUGUCACUCGCCUCCGCCGACGGGCCUGCCCCCGCCGUCCUGGGCCGCGCACCUGUGGGACACCCCCAACUCUUCCGGAAGCGAGAACCUCCCAUCAUCUGUCGAAGACCCGCCCCUAUCAGACGAUGCCUAUGCUACGCUGCGGCAGCGAAUUCCUAUCCCACGCUCCACCCCCUCUCUCGGCCAGGUAUUUCACCCCUCCAGCGCCCCGUCGGCGAUUGAGACUCGUCCGCCGAGGCUCGCCCGCGGGUACAGCAGGCGCGCCGAGUCCGUCAGCGAGUCCAACGGCGACCGCGACGCGACCGUCCGCAAGAAGCGCCGCUCCAUGGGCAGCAGCCAGCAGCAGGAAGAACCUCGGACCACCGUGAAGAGCGAGUCGUCUCCGCAGAAGUCGGUCCUGCGCCCACCCAAGCUCGCGCCCUCGGCCUGGCAGCUGUAUUUCACAGACUGGAUCCAGCGCCAUCAGGCUACCAGUGACAGGAAGCUCAACGUCGCCCAGGCUGCCAAGGAAGCCGGUCAAGAGUAUGCCGGCCUAUCAGCCGAAGAGAAGGAGCCGUACAAACGCAAGUCACAGGCACUCAAAGACGCCCGCGAACGCGAAUACGACGCGUACAUCCGUUCCCUGACUCCGGAUGAGAUCAAGCGCGAGAACGUCUUCCGCACUGCGCAGCGCAAGGCCGGAAAGUCGCGCAAGGGUAAUAUCAAGGACCCCAACGCGCCGAAGAAGCCGCUCAGCGCGUACUUUAUGUUCCUGCAGCGUAUUCGCUCCGACCCAGAGCUAGUCAAAGAGGUGUUUGGUGACGAGACGGAGACCACUAAGCAAAGCGUUUUAGCUGCGCACAAGUGGCGCUCGAUGACCGAUGAUGAGCGCAAGCCGUUCUUGGCACAAGCCGAGCAGGAGAAGAUGGAAUACGAAGCUGCGCGGAGGCUGUAUGAGGAAGGCACCGUUGGUUUCGAAACCAGCAUUAACUUUAGCGUCCUCCCCGGCAGCCCCAUUCAGACAGCGAUCAUCCCUCGAUCCAACAAAGCGGUUACCGUCGUCAAGUCCGAACCUCUUACAAGCUCCGAGAGCGAGAGCGAGCCGCUGACCGAGGACGACGGUGAUCACUACAUGCGAGCUUGA
This is a messenger RNA of Gloeophyllum trabeum ATCC 11539, 1611 nucleotides long. RefSeq lists its product as uncharacterized. Bases 1 to 1611 code for a protein of 536 amino acids. The record is from RefSeq and is a predicted model, not a curated record. NCBI's taxonomy places the organism in Eukaryota, Fungi, Basidiomycota, Agaricomycetes, Gloeophyllales, Gloeophyllaceae. The transcript is spliced from 4 exons.